AAAUCCAGCAAGGCGUUCAGGGACCUCUCCUUUCCUACCUACCAUCCAUUACGCGGUGUUGUGUUAAACUACUUUCUUUACCAGGGAAGCCGGCGUGGAGUUGACUUGACAUUUUGUUUUUUUCUUUUCCUUAUCUACUAUGUUAUUCUACCAUUCUUACUCUUUGUGUUUUUGUCUUAUUUUUCUCUUUUUAUCAAGACCUAACUCAUUGAUUGAACGAAUGAUUCGGAGUGCUACGAGAUUAACUUUCCCCCCUUUGGAACGGAACGGACGGACGGCCUUGAAACUGAAGAUAGAUUUGUUUUUCUUUUUUCCUUUCUUCUUCUCCUCUUGUCUUUUCAUCUACUACAUCUACAUCUACAUCUAUAUCUCUACCUUUUACCAAACCACAUGUAUCCUAGUUCUUUCUACUGUUUUCACACACACCCGAUUCGCUCCCAGUUAUAAUGUAUUAUACCUGUAUUGCUACAAAUGCCAUACUGGGUUUUCCAAACAUGUAGUGAUUGAUGUGAAGUGAGGUGAUGAUGAGAUGUGGUAGUAACGUAAACGCCAAUACAUUGUAAGUUGUAUGUGGAACAGGUGAAUGAGAUAGAUAUACUCUUAUCUCAUUGAUUGCAACGCAUGGAAUUCAUCGCCUCAUAAUAACCACAAUCACUCAAUAGAACAAUGAAACAAU
Molecule: messenger RNA, 676 nt
Organism: Aspergillus piperis CBS 112811
Lineage: Eukaryota; Fungi; Ascomycota; Eurotiomycetes; Eurotiales; Aspergillaceae
Exons: 1
Coding region: 140-517 (125 amino acids)
Source: RefSeq, a predicted model, not a curated record